Megalopta genalis is the source of this 1738-nucleotide messenger RNA. Its product is annotated as gamma-aminobutyric acid receptor subunit alpha-1. Gene Ontology annotation, molecular function: extracellular ligand-gated monoatomic ion channel activity; GABA-A receptor activity. NCBI's taxonomy places the organism in Eukaryota, Metazoa, Arthropoda, Insecta, Hymenoptera, Halictidae. The record is from RefSeq and is a predicted model, not a curated record. Gene Ontology annotation, biological process: monoatomic ion transmembrane transport. Gene Ontology annotation, cellular component: membrane.
UCUCGUUCGCAAGUGCCGGUAUUCGGUUCGAGGUUCUUCAAUUUUUCGGCAAUUAUCCGUGCUACCCGCGCAAUCAAUUUUCCUGGCAAGAAGCUGCGGACAUGUUCACAUUAGUGUUUCUAGUGCUACUGGCAAUUAAGCACAGGAAUUAUGCCCUCGACGUUUCCUCCCCCUCGCCGAAAGGUUCCUCGAAGUCUGCGGCGAGUAGGGGGACAAUGAACGACAUUGUCUCGAAAAAUAUUACCAUGGUGCUCGAGAACCUCUUGAUGAAUUACGAAAACAAUCAGCUGCCCACUCACGGCAAGGGAAUACCCACAGUGGUGAAAACGAAUAUUUUGAUAAGAAGCAUGGGGCCCGUGUCCGAACUCGACAUGGACUAUUCGAUGGACUGUUACUUUCGACAAUCGUGGCGAGAUUCUCGUCUGAGCUUCCUAGGUCCGAUCAAGUCCUUGAGCCUCAGUAUCAAAAUGCUGGAACGUAUAUGGCGGCCGGAUACAUAUAUCUACAAUGGGAAACAUAGUUACGUGCACACCAUUACGGUGCCCAAUAAGUUAUUGAGAAUCUCACAGGACGGCGACAUUUUAUACUCCAUGAGGCUUACUAUAAAAGCAAAGUGCCCGAUGGAGCUCAGAAAUUUCCCCAUGGACCGGCAAUCGUGUCCAUUAAUUCUUGGAAGCUAUGCGUACACAUCGGGUCAAUUGGUGUACGAAUGGCAAGAAGGAUCUUCUGUAAACUUUGUACCUGGAAUGGCUCUGUCGCAAUUCGAUUUAAUGGGUUCGCCGUACCGAAAUCUAACUUAUUUUCGACGAGAGGGUGAGUUCUCGGUUCUCCAGGUCUCUUUCAACUUACAACGGAACACAGGGUAUUUUCUUAUUCAGGUUUACGUGCCCUGCGUCCUGAUAGUGGUGCUCAGCUGGGUGUCGUUCUGGAUCCAUCGCGAAGCGACCAGCGAUCGAGUCGGACUAGGUAUUACCACUGUGCUGACAUUGUCGACCAUCAGCCUCGACUCUAGGACCGAUUUACCGAAAGUCAGAUACGCCACUGCCCUCGACUGGUUUCUGUUGAUGAGUUUCGGCUACUGCAUUGCCACCCUUUUGGAAUUCGCCGGUGUACAUUAUUUCACGAAAGUUGGCAGUGGAGAAAUUCCAAUAGACGAGGAAGAUCUCGAGGACGACAUCGAAGUUAAUUACGAUGGAUUCUGCAGUAUCGGGCCCUGCAGCCCCCAGACGGUCAAUCCACCGACCAUAAUCGACGUACCUCGUCGUGGUAGCUCUCUAAUUUGCGACGUCUACGACAUGAAUGAGUCAAUGGCCUACGACAGAGGGUCGAUGACGGUGGCCGUCGCGUCUAGACCGUCAACGAUGGAACGUCAGACGCAAACGGAAGUGUGGAUACCAAAAUGGCGACAGUUUCUAUACUGUCUCGCUGGCGACGAGGCCUUCAGGAGACGCAGACAAAGGGAAGCCGCGGGGAACUGCAAGAAAAAGGGGGAGAAGAUAGCGAGACACAUAAAUAGCGUUUCCUACAUCGACAGAGUAGCAAGGGUAGUGUUCCCGACAUCCUUCGGGCUGUUGAACGUUUGCUAUUGGGUGAUCUAUGUCACGUACCAAGAAGAAUUCAAGUGGCAAGAUCCGCCGAUUGGAUCGAUCUCCCAUAAAUAACUUUAUUCUACCGCCAUAAAAGUUCUGUAAUAAAAUAAUAGUUACGAGAAAACUCGAUAAAACGUCGUCGUCCGAGG